GGGUGUAACCCCCUCCCUCGUAGAGCGCAGUAUGAGCGCUCCGCAGGAAAAGGAUGUGUGAGCAGGCAGCUCGCUACUGUAGGGACGGAGUCCACAAACUGCUCAACAAAGAACAAGCCAAACUUCGAGCCCAAGAAACCCGCGAGCAGCCGAAUCCCGUAGCCGGUCAGGACAGCGAGCCCGCGACGGCAGCGCAGUCCGGAAACAGCGGCGCCCAGCCCGGUGGAAUCGACGGGCUCGUCCGCUGGAUCGUCACCAAAAUGAGCGACAACAAGAACAUCUCCAGCCGGGAGUACGCCUCCAGCAAGGAGGAGGUGGCCGUGGCUCAGGAGCAAUUCUUCGCCCCGGAACCGCGAAGAGGCAUCUCUGUUAUUUUGGAUAUAUUCAGAAGAGCUGACAAAGAUGAUGAUGGGAAGCUGUCUCUGGAUGAGUUCCAGGCUUUUUUCGCUGAUGGCACGCUGAACGAAGAAGAGCUAGAGAAGCUGUUUCACACCAUUGACUCUGAUAACACCAGUAAUGUUGACACUAAGGAGCUCUGCGACUAUUUUGCCAAGCACAUGGGAGACUAUGAGGGAGUCCUGGCUUCGCUGGAAACACUCAACCUUUCCAUUCUCAAAGCCAUGGACUUCACCAAGAAGGUUUAUGAGAGAGGAACCAAUGUGGAGCAGUUUGUCACCCGUUUCUUGCUAAAGGAAUCAGCCAAUCAGAUCCAGUCUCUGCUGAACUCAGUGGAGAGUGCUGUGGAUGCAAUUGAUGAGCAGCACGGCCAGUUGGGACAUCUACCUGCCAGGGUGAGUCCACGGAUGUCAGAGAGGCGCUACGAAAACACUGUCCCUGACUAUCCUCCUAACAACAGAAUCAGUGCCAGGGAGGCUGUCCGGACCAUCAAUACUGCUUCAGGUGCAGUGGAGGUGAGGAAAGAAGGUCUGGAAGCUCAGAUCAACCGCCUGGCUGAUUUAAUUGGCCGACUGGAGAAUAAGACAGUCUGGUUUGAUCUGCACCAGCGGCUAACAGACACAGAUGGCACCCCCAAUGCAUCCCUGUUGCUGAUUCGUCAGGAGAUGGUGGUUUCCCAGAAGAAGCUGGGCGAGUUCUGUGAGGCUCUGAAGCAGUAUCUGAAGAAUGUCUCCGCUCAAAGAGACUGCUUCCAUGUGACUGCUGUGCGUCUGCCAGAUGGUUUGUCCUUCGUCGUCUAUGAGUUCUGGGAUGGAGAAGAGGAGUGGAAGCGGCACCUCCAGUCACCCCCCAACAAAGCCUUUCAGCAUGUGAAGGUGGAUACACUGUGCCAGCCAGAGGCCGUGUCCUCAGUAGCCGUGCCAGCCGCCUGGUGCAGCGUGAACAGGGACUGAGUUUGAAGAUAUUCAACUACACACCAAGAUUCCUGGAUGCUUCCCACUUCCUUUUCCCUCCCUGCAUUUCAAGCACUCUCAUCCUCCACCCCCACCCCUUCUCUCCUCUUUCAACCCUCACAUUCCUCAACUCUUUUUGUAAGUACAUGUUUACACAGUGUAAAAGAAUGGUGUCAACUGCAGUGAACAUUGAACAAACAGUGCAUUAUAUAAUAUGAUAUUGCUACAAAGAAUUUGCAUCUCACCAUGGUAGUUUGCAGGCUCAAGAUUUUGGAUUGUUUCAUGUUCAUGUUUCAAGUAGCUUUGACCCACUGUAAGGUGGAGUUUGUCAUGUAGCAUGGACCCCAGGGUUGAGUUUUUCAUGUAGCAGUUACAGUUUUUGGGUAGUGGGAAUACAGCCUUUUUCACCUGUCUCACCAGAUUGGCUUGUCUAUGAAGCUUUCAUAGUAGCUGUUCUUUUGCUCUCAUAUGCAGUGUUAAAAUAAUUACAUUUUUAUGUUUUGUAGCUGAACAGUUGGGACAUUAUUCUUAUAUCAGCCAUUCUGAAUUCACGUCAACAUGUUGAUUAAAUGAACACUAUCGACAGACCUAGCUGUCAAAUUACAGUAGCUUGCAAUCUCAGGAAAACCGAAUGCUCAGAUUUAGUCUGAAGGUUAGCUAGCUUACUAGCUGGCGGUCAUAAGAUACAACAUAUGACACCUUGAAUUAAUUUAUUGAAAAAUAACAAAAUUUUAUGAAGAGUUUUACUACUGCUUCAGUACACCAAUAGAGAGCAUCAAAGGUAGAAAGUUGUCUUUCAAGCUUUAGCUUGAUACGCUCCCAUGCACACUUAUGCUAUCAGAAAACCAAGGUUGAACCUUAAGUUUUAAAUGUCUGCUAAUGUGUAGUCCAUGAAUGUAUGACGCUACCUUUCCAAAUCUAAUUUCAGUGUGCACAUGUGUGUACAUAUGAAAUACUCACACAUUAGUAUAUUUAUAUGUGAAACAAUCACACCUGAGAGGCACUUGAAAUCAAGUAUAUAAACAACUGCACAUUUACGAGAUCUAAAUAUUUUUAGUGGUACUGUAUAUAUACAUCAAUAGAAAUUUGGGGUCAACAGUCCACUGCGAUGGGGAGUGUAGGAAAGAGGUGAAGAGGCAAGUGCAGGUGGGUUGGAGUGGGCGGAGAAAGGUGCACAAGACGGUAGUGAGACCAGCUAUGCUGUAUGGGUUAGAGACUGUAGCAGUGAAGAAAAGACAAGAGACAGAGAUGGAGGUAGCAGAGAUGAGGAUGUUGAGGUAUACAUCAAUAGAAACAUUUUUCAGUUAUGUGUGUGAGAAAGUAAAUCUCGGUAUAUCUGGAAGGCAUUUUGCUAUAAUUGGAAGGACUAGAUUGUAGAUUGGGUGCUGGAUACCAGGAUCUUUUGUCAUAAUCAUGAGAACAUAUUCCACUUUUCCUUUGAUGAAUACAGUGUGCUUCGGUAGCGAGCCAGUUUUCUCCAGUGACCAGUGUAAGUUUAUGUUCCAAGAUGGAGCACGCAAGUUGGCGAAGCGGGGGAAGCACUAAAGUUUAUGUACAGUGGGCCACACAAGCCAGAAUCAGACCCAGAAGAUAGAAAACCUUUUGGCUUAUGUGAACCAGGUGAACAAUUUUUAUUGAAUUUUCAUCAUUAUUGAAGUGACUGAGUGCUAUCUUAUGCUAUAUGGAGAGUAGCCACAGUAACAGAUAGUCUCCAUUAAUAGACAGUGUGUCUAACUCCAAUUGUCCACUGUUCCAAUUUCGCUUUAUUGAUUGGACUCCAGGUUUAUACCUGACUAGUUGGCAUUUAGUGACAUCAGAAGCCUUAUGUUGCCAUUACUUUUUCCACCAUCACUUUAUGUUUAAAGGGUGUGUUAAUUAGACAUGAAAGAUCAUGACUGUUUGUGUUUUAUCAGCAUAGAAAUAUUGUUUGUUGAUAUUUGAGACUUUGGUAAAGAUCAGACUACAUUUUAUGACCAAUUUAUGCAGAAAACCAGGAAAUUGCAAACAAAGCCAUUACUUUUUCUUGCGAAUGUAACUGAAAUACUUACGCUCAUACAUUACAUGAAGCACAUAUCGCAAAAAUAUUUCAGUCUCACAAAGGUACAGUAUUUAUAUGCAUGAUUUCAAGUGCCUCUCAAUUGUGAUUGUGUGUGUGUGUCUCACAUGUAUCUGUAAAAAUGUUUCACAGGUUGUGUGUAUGUUCAUUUGUAUGUAUGCACACAAAUUAUCUGUGACAGUGUUUAAUGUAUGUAAGAAUGUUUUACAUGACAACAGUACUGUGUAUUUCAUAUACAUAUAUACAAGUAUGUGCGUUUCAUAUUUAAGAAUGUUUUACAUGCAUAUGUGCGAGUAUUUGACAGGCAUGUGCACAACAGCCUAUUUCCUAAAGGGCCCCUCAUACAUUGGCAUAACGCGUGAACCUCUAUUUUUUCACACUAUUUUUGUGUGUGUGUGUGUGUGUGUGUGUGUGUGUGUGUGUGAUUAACAAGUUUCUAUACCCCUUGUUCUUCACAAUGGCUGCUGUGGGAUUAAUGUCUACGAUGGUAGCCUAUGAACUUAUUUAGCAUGUUUAGCAUUAAAACCCCAAACCUAAAUGUCUGUGAAGCCGGACAUGAUUUUAUCAGUAAAUGAUUUAGGCAUGUACAUGCUGACACAUAGAGAAACAUGUAUUCUUAUUUCUUCAUGUAGCUUUUAUUUCAUUUAACACUUUGGGGUUAACAUUAAUUUGCACUGACAUCAAGAUCAUCUAAGAGGUGAGGUGAAUAGAACGCUGUGCUGACAGAGGAUCGUUUCUGACUUACACGAGGGUCUGCUGCUACAGUACCUUGAGAGUAGAGAGAAAAAGGCAGCUUUAUUUUGUUUUAUUUUUGCCUUGUUUUUGUGUAUUCCUUGUCUGAGCUGGCAAUUGGUAUCUUAUAUUAGUUGUGUAACUCUAGUGGAGAUUGUACAUAAUGAAAUGUGGUGUAUGAUCAUUAUAUUUGUAUUUAUUGACAUCUUUUAGUGCUAUGGUAGAAAUAUUUCCUCAGUGGAAGUGACAGUAGCUUGAUAGGCUCUGCAGCUUCUCUUAACAGUUUGUUUGAAUCAGAAUAUCUACCAUCAGAAACACUCAUCUGAAUGACGUUGACUUUAAAGCCUUAAACAUCACCACAUGCUAGAGAAGAGUUGAAGGGUUUUCAGAACAUGACUGUUCCUUUUUUGAUGGGAUGUAAACUCCCAGUAAGUAGUAAAAUGCCCACUAGUGGUUUGUCAGUGUAGACCUCUUGGCAUCAGAUUACACACCAGGCCCAUGUUGCAUUAUUGACACAAAGACUGUUUGACAAAUUGCAUUCAGUAUUUAUACACCAGCCUUGUUCAGUUAUCAAAAUAAUACUAGAAGAAUAACCUUGACUUUGGAAUAGAACUUCCCAUCACUUGGCAUACUGUAACUGACAGAUCAACCACCUCAGCAUCAAUGUCUAAUACACAGUGAUCAUGUAUAUGUGUCUCUAUAUUUUUGUCCUCCCCAGCUACAUAUAUGAGAGGCUCAGAAUAUUAGGAACACCUCUGAAUAUAAUG
Molecule: messenger RNA, 4904 nt
Organism: Monopterus albus (swamp eel)
Lineage: Eukaryota; Metazoa; Chordata; Actinopteri; Synbranchiformes; Synbranchidae
Gene: necab2
Product: N-terminal EF-hand calcium binding protein 2
Exons: 13
Coding region: 54-1349 (431 amino acids)
Biological process (GO): regulation of amyloid precursor protein biosynthetic process
Cellular component (GO): cytoplasm
Molecular function (GO): calcium ion binding
Source: RefSeq, a predicted model, not a curated record